Toxorhynchites rutilus septentrionalis is the source of this 7017-nucleotide messenger RNA. RefSeq lists its product as uncharacterized. Gene Ontology annotation, molecular function: nucleic acid binding; zinc ion binding. The coding region runs from base 1 to 7017 and encodes 2338 amino acids. Gene Ontology annotation, biological process: DNA integration. The transcript has 4 exons. Lineage: Eukaryota; Metazoa; Arthropoda; Insecta; Diptera; Culicidae. The record is from RefSeq and is a predicted model, not a curated record.
AUGGGAGGAAGAGGUGUCACUGACAUUAGAGCGCUCUGCAGUUCCCAGAUCCAGCAGUUGCGGAGUUACUUCGUGGAAAGUCAGACCCGUCACGAUAUCUAUCGCGCUGUCUGUGAAACGGACCGUGGAUUCAGUGCCCUGCAUCUGGCGCAGGAGCAGUACGAACUUAGCUGCAAUUUGCAGACCAUAGAAGAAAAAAUAACAUCAUGGAAGCAAAAGGAACUUCAUGGGACACACCCCCAUCGUUUAGAGCAAACGCAUAUCGCCAAAGUAUUAUCGAACACGUGGCUGGUGCGAGGUGAACUCUUUUCUGAAACAGAAGGGUUUAUGGUAGCCAUCCAGGACCGGAUAAUAGCGACUAAAAACUACUGGAAGUACAUCUUGCACGAAAACGUUGUUGACUGUUGCAGAAAGUGCAAUAAAGUAGGAGAGACGAUUGUACACGUCAUAGCCGGCUGUGGAGCGCUAGCCGAAUCAGCUUAUCUCAAUCGUCACAACUCGGUUGCCAAGAUUGUUCAUCAACAGCUAGCAUCAAAACGCAACUUGUUUGGCCAAUUAGCAGAUAUCGCUGAUUAUGAAACAAAGAAACGACCUUCGACAGGAACGAUGCAUAAACAGAAGAAACGCGGAAUUUCCAGAGAUCUAGUUCAGGAAAAACAGUUUUCCAAGGAAGUGCGUCUAGAAGGGAAAUGGACCGCGUUACUUGGUUGGACUCGUACAGCUAAAGAGGAGACAAUGGAAAAGGUGUCGCCAUUCUUCAUCAAGAAAGCAGUGGAUACCAUUUCUCUUAAUGUCACAAUCAGUCGGAUGCGAGAUGGCAAAUUGCUAUUAAAAUCUAUCGACAGACAACAGGCGGAAAAAUUGUUGAAACAAACAAUUUUGGGAGGAAAAUAUGGUAUUAAAAUUGAAGAACACCCAACCCUCAAUUUGACCAAGGGCGUAAUCAACUGUCGGGAUUUCAUGUUUCUUAAGGACGAAGAGAUCUUGGAAGAACUAGAGACUGAACACGUGAUUAGCAUCAGACGAUUCUCGGAUCGCAUCAAGGUCGGAAAAACGAUACGAUCAUCCACAGUACUAACCUUCAACCUUGGAAAUUUACCCUCAUCGAUCAACGUCGGUUUCUACAACUGUAAAGUGAAACAGCAUGUUCCAUCUCCUUUGAAAUGUUUUAAAUGCUUGCACUAUGGACACGACAAAGAACGCUGUAGAGGGAAUCGGAUAUGUGCUAGAUGCGCGAACUUCUACCACGAAGGAGAGUGUUCAACACCAGUGGUGUGUGUGAACUGUCGUCAAGAUCACCACGCUCUCUCAAAAGAAUGUCCUAUAUUCCCAGACGAACUUGAGAUCCAAAAGCUGAGAGUAACUGAAAAAAUCUCCAUCCGUGAAGUUACCCGUAAACGACGACUUCAAACUCCCCAUCCGAUCCCACACCGGUUAACUAGAAGUUUUGCUGAUGUUACUCAACACAUAAUCAACGUGAAAGCGAGACCCGAAGGUGCUGCUGCUAUUGUUGUGGCUACUACUUCAGACGCUGCUGCCCAAUCAUCCAACAAAACUGAAUUAACAAUUAAUCUGAACAACAAACCCGAAGACGCUGAAAUGGUCGAGAACUCUAUCGGCCCAGAGAGAGAAUUUCCGUUAAGACCAACUCUCACAAAAAAUAGAAACGAAGAAAUUUCAAUCGACAUUGACCUCCGUUCGCGUUUUAUCAUGAGUACUGCAGGAGAAAUCAAUCAACUGAUCUCACGGAGAACAUCGCUUCUAGCUAGUCUGGGUCGGGCAGAGAACUUUCUGGCCGAGUUCGACUCACAGCGGGAUCAAAUACAGCUACAUGUGCGUCUUGAGCGGCUGGAAAAAUUGUGGGACGAUCUCGAAAGUACACAAGAUCAGUUGGAAGAGAUAGAGACAACUGAUGAAGGUAGGAAAAUGCAGGAGAAAAUUCGGGCUAAUUUUGAACCUCGACUCUUCAUAAUAAAGGCAAAUUUAGCUUCCAAGCUUUCUUCGUUAGUCACUGAUGCUCGUCCACCUCAACCAACGUACACAAACUCCACUCUCUCUGGCAUAAAAUUACCGACAAUAACGCUCCCUGAAUUUGAUGGGGAUUACAUGCAAUGGCUUACGUUUCAUGAUACCUUCUUGGCAUUAAUACAUUCCAAUUCUGAAGUUCCACCAAUUCAAAAAUUUCACUAUCUGAAAGCAGCUGUCAAAGGAGAGGCUGCUCUGUCUAUUGAGUCCAUUGCUAUUAGCUCUGCAAACUACGAAUUAGCUUGGCAAACAUUAAAAGAUCGAUACGCAAAUGAGUACCUUUUGAAGAAACGACAUUUGCAAGCUCUGUUUGAUAUUCAAGGCAUUAAAAGGGAAACGGCAGCUACGCUCCACGGAUUGGUGGAUGAAUUUGAUCGUCAUGUCAAAACAUUGCAUCAGCUAGGUGAACCAACAAAUGCUUGGAGCACUAUACUUGAACAUCUGUUAUGCACACGCUUACCUGACGAUUCGCUAAAGGCUUGGGAAGAUCAUGCAUCGAAAACAGAUAAUCCAGAUUACGAAAGCUUGAUUGUGUUCCUGCAACGUAGAACUCGUGUCCUUGAAUCUAUAUCGGUGAACCAUAACACUGCAUCCACAAGUUUCAAUACAUCCGGCCAAUCAACGAGAAAACUUCCGCAUCUUCGCUUGUCAUCAUACACCUCUACAACGGAUUCGAACAAUCAAUGUCCAGCAUGUGAUCAACCACAUCCAUUGAUAAGGUGUCCAAAAUUCUACCGUUUUUCUGCUACUGAGCGACAGCAGCUGGUCAUGUCGAAGCGACUUUGUCACAACUGUUUACGUAGAGAUCACAUUGCUCGCAACUGCUCUUCGAACUUCAACUGCAAACAUUGCAACCGUCGUCAUCACACGCUUCUGCAUUCUGCAAACAAUGCCCUUGUGGCUAGUAAUGUAACCGACAUUUCGUACGGCCUAGCGCCACCCGAAACUAGUCAAUUUAGAGAGUUAGAGGAAAUUCAAAGUCAAACUUCGGUCGCUGCCACCAAGAGUUUGCCAAGUUUCGAAACAAGUGUAUCACUCCAGCAACCUUUCGAAAAUGUUUUCCUACUCACCGCCGUAGUACAAAUUGUUGACGCAUAUGGACAAGAACAUCUAGCGCGUGCUCUUUUAGAUAGUGCUCCACAGCCAAACCUUAUGACAGAUCGCAUGGCAAGAAUUUUAAAUUUGAAACGAAACAACGUGAAUAUAACCGUACAAGGCGCAGGCCAACUUUCCCAAGUAAUCCGGGAGUCAGUUUUUGCAGAAGUAAGGUCAAGAAAAGAAGGCUUCUCUUGUGGAAUUGAUUUUCUUGUGAUGGAUCAUGUCACCGCUGAUUUGCCAGCGCAUCAUGUAGAAACAACUGGUUGGAAGAUUCCUACUGAUCUUUUUCUCGCAGACCCUUCUUUCAACAAAUGUCAACCGAUUGAUCUCGUCCUAGGAGCUAAGCAUUUUUAUUCCUUCUUCCCUGGUGCAGCUCGAAUUCACUUGAAGGAAAAGCUACCAUUGUUGAUAGACAGCGUUUUUGGUUGGAUUGUAGCAGGUUCAGAUUGUUCUGCUUCGCCAUCGCAACACUCCACAGUCUCGAGUUAUAGCGUCGUAGCGGUAGCAGCCUCUUUAGAGCAAAGCAUCGAGCGUUUCUGGAAAACUGAAGAGUUAGUCGUUAAAGAUAACUAUUCCAUUGAAGAAAGACAAUGUGAGACACUAUAUCAAUCUACUGUAACGAGAAACAACGAUGGGCGCUAUAUGGUUCGUCUUCCUAAGCGACCAGACUUUGAAAUCAUGCUAGGUGAAUCAAAGCAAAAUGCCUUUCGACGAUUCGAACUUUUGGAAAAAAAAUUGGAACGAAAUCCAGAAAUUAAGAAAGAAUAUCACGAAUUUAUGCGUGAGUAUAUCUCUCUUGGUCAUAUGAAACUAGUCAAGAGUAGCGACGAAAAUAAUAAGCAUUUUUACCUGCCUCACCAUCCGGUUAUAAAAGAGACAAGCUCAACAACUAAACUACGAGUCGUGUUCGACGGAUCAGCCAAAUGUUCCACUGGAUUUUCGCUUAAUGACUCUCUUUGUGUGGGACCUGUUAUCCAAGAUGAGUUGAUCACGCUUGUACUGCGCUUCCGAAAACACCAGAUUGCUCUUGUUGUUGACAUCGCCAAGAUGUAUCGACAAAUACUGGUGCAUCCGGAUGACACCCGCUUCCAACGAAUUUAUUGGCGAUUUUCUACCCAAGCUCCAAUACAACCCUAUGAACUCCAAACGGUAACAUACGGGUUAGCACCGUCUUCCUUCCUCGCCACAAGAACUCUUGUACAACUAGCAACUGAUGAAGGGAAAUCGUAUCCUCUAGGAGGUCCAGCAUUACGUAAUAAUUUUUAUAUGGACGAUUUUAUCGGUGGUGCUGAAACUAUAGAAAAGGCUAUCCAAUUACGAAAAGAAUUAACGGAAUUGCUUGCUAAAGGAGGAUUUGUGCUACGCAAAUGGUCAUCCAAUCGACUGGAGGUACUGCAAGGACUAGAUAAAGACGCCAUUGGGACUCAAUCCGCUUUGCAUUUUCAUCCAAAUGAAACUAUAAAAACAUUGGGUAUAAGCUGGGAACCCGAAAACGACUUUCUGCGAUUUUCAUCUCACGUAUAUGAAACCGAUCAGCCAACCACAAAACGAUCAAUAUUAUCAUCAAUUGCAAAACUGUUCGACCCAUUAGGACUCAUUGCUCCCAUCAUCGUCAAAGCUAAAAUUAUGAUGCAAGAGUUGUGGUUACUCGCCUGUGAAUGGGACGAACCUGUACCUGAAUCCAUGAGCGAAAGGUGGAGGAAAUAUUAUAAACAACUACCCCGCAUUUCCGACUAUCAAGUAGACCGAUACGCUUUUCUUCCUAAUUCAGUGAUUCAACUUCACACGUUCGCCGAUGCAUCUGAAUCUGCAUACGGUGCAUGUACUUACGCUCGCUCUGAGGACAAUAAAGGUAAAGUGAAGGUGCAGUUGCUAGCCUCCAAAUCCAGAGUAGCCCCGUUAAAACGACUUAGUUUGGCCCGACUAGAACUAUGCGCAGCAGUUCUCGCUGCCCACUUGCACAACUGCAUAAAAACCGCUAUUGAUCUCGACGUGACUAAAUCCUACUUUUGGUCGGAUUCAGCUGUUACUCUACAGUGGCUGCAAUCACCUCCUAAUGUCUGGAAAACAUUUGUAGCCAACCGAGUUUCGGAGAUCCAGCACUUCACACACGGUGAUCAUUGGAAUCAUGUAUCUGGGAAAGAGAAUCCUGCUGACUUAGUGUCACGAGGAAUGCUGGUAGAAGAUUUUCUUAAAAGCCGAUUGUGGACUCACGGACCAUGCUGGUUGUCACUUCCACCAAAUGAGUGGCCGAUUUCUAACCCGCCGAAUGUAGCUGAAAACCAAUUGGAAAUGAGAAAUAUUGUUGCGACCAUACAAACUUCACCGUCUGUUCAUCCUUGGUUCUUACGCUGGUCUUCAUAUAACCGACUUCUUCAUGUAAUCAGCUACUGUAUCCGGUUCGUAAAUAAUGUUCGCGCAAAGUCUCGGACUGAUCGAUCACCAUCCAAACCAAAUUGCCUGUCACUUACCGUUCCUGAGUUGCUGAAAGCAAAAGCUUUACUAAUUUGCCUCGCUCAACAUGAUUCAUUCCGUGCCGAAAUAGAUAGUUUGAUGAAAAAUAUGCCAAUACCAAAAAAGUCCAGUAUGCGUAAAAUGAGCCCCUUCCUGGAUUCAGAGAGAGUGUUGAGAGUGGGUGGACGUUUGAACAUGUCAGACUUGCCUUUUCAAGCCAAGCAUCCAGCAAUAUUACCUGCCUUUCACCCAUUAACACGAUUGUUAGCACAACACUUCCACAUCAAAACCCUUCAUGGCGGCGGGCGUUUGCUUCUAACCGCAAUGAGAGAAGAGUACUGGCCACUACAAGGCCGUAGACUCGCCCGGAGUACUGUCCGUAACUGCUUCCGUUGUACCCGUCUAAACCCUAUACCUCUUGAACAACAAAUUGGCCAGCUGCCUGCCCAGAGAAUAAUGUCAAGUAGACCAUUUAACGUUACCGGAAUAGAUUACGCCGGACCGCUGUACCUGAAACCCACGCACAGACGCGCUGCCCCUGCAAAGGCUUAUAUAUGCGUCUUUAUAUGCUUCACCACGAAAGCGGUUCACCUUGAACUGGUUGGAGAUUUGUCAACCCAAGCAUUUAUCGGUUGUCUGCGAAGAUUUGUUGCCAGACGCGGUCGCCCGUCUCACUUGCAUUCGGAUAAUGGUAAGAAUUUUGUCGGCGCAAAGAACCAACUAAAGGAAUUGUUUUACUUGCUACAAAAUGCGGAAGAACAACAAAGAAUUAGUUCCGCCUGUGCCGAUGAAAACAUCACCUGGCAUCUUAUUCCCCCUAGGGCGCCGAACUUUGGCGGUUUGUGGGAAGCGGCAGUGAAGGUUGCGAAAAAACACUUAUUUCGCCAACUUGGAUCCACCCGUAUUUCCUUCGAGAAUAUGUGUACGGUGCUCACGCAAAUUGAGUCUCAAAUGAACUCUCGACCGCUAUUGCCGAUGACUGAAGAGCCAGAUGACUUAGCUGCGCUCACUCCUGCUCACUUCCUAAUCGGAACUUCGAUGAAUACACUGCCCGACCCAGAUCUCAGCCACCUACCGAUGAAUAAACUCGAUCAAUACCAAAGUCUCCAACUGCAUACACAAAAGUUUUGGAAACACUGGCAACGAGAAUAUCUUCAAGAACUUCAAAAAGAUACCAAAUGCCGUGGACGUAACAAUCAAAUUAUACCUGGUAAACUAGUUAUACUCAUCGAUGACCUGCAACCUCCAAUUCGCUGGCCUUUGGCUCGCAUAGUGUCAACUCAUCCCGGCUCCGAUGGAAUCACUAGAGUCGUUUCGCUGCAGACCGCAAGAGGACUUAUUACACGACCUGUCUCUAAAAUAUGCCUGCUGCCAUAUGCUAUGGAAACUCCUGUGGCAGAUUCGUUCAACUGCAUCAGCAACAUGGUUUUAGAUAGAUAG